AUGGGAUUUUUGGCAACUGGUAAUUUAAAUUACUCUGGUGCACGGGUGAUGUCGGGAAGAGACGUUUCGUAUAUUCAGUCGCGGCUCGAGUCGCUUCACGCGGUCGAUGUCAAGCUGGUUUCCAUGCUGGACAAUCUGUCUACCACGCUGGAAUUGUUGAAGGACCACAAGCGCGAGGGGAUUGCCAAGUCGGACGAGUUUAAAACAGCUGUUUCUGGCUUCUAUGGAGACCUCAGUUCGGCUGCUGUGGGGCUUAACCGCGAGAUCAAGGCCAUCAACAACAAGGUCAACUCGCAAUCAGAGGAAUUGGACCUGCUACCUAUUCAGAUCAACAAAAAGGCCGUCUGGGUCAACCAGGACAAGCUCAACGAGGAGGUUGACAGAUUGGAUAAAAUUGCAGGUUUCAAAGAUAUCCAGGUGCCAGACAUUCCUGAGGUUCCUGUUGAGCAGGAACAGACCGCGCCCGACGUCGAGAUGACUACGCAAGAACCGCUGAACGAAGACAACGAGAAAAAAAUGGUCGAAACCAUAGAUUUGGAUGACAUUGAAAUGAGUGAACAUAAAGAAUAA
Messenger RNA from Ogataea philodendri, 570 nucleotides. RefSeq lists its product as uncharacterized. Lineage: Eukaryota; Fungi; Ascomycota; Pichiomycetes; Pichiales; Pichiaceae. Gene Ontology annotation, biological process: regulation of transcription by RNA polymerase II. The transcript has a single exon. Gene Ontology annotation, cellular component: mediator complex. The record is from RefSeq and is a predicted model, not a curated record. Gene Ontology annotation, molecular function: transcription coregulator activity. The coding region runs from base 1 to 570 and encodes 189 amino acids.